AUGGAAGCCGUUCAGUAUUUUAGACCGUUUUUCAACCUCUUCUACCACUACCGGAUCGAAGGGCAACAUUUCAAAAUCAACGCACAGCAGCAUAAAUUGUUUAUCGUGAAAUGUGCCCUAAUAAUGACGCUGUGCGUGUUGGCAGCAUUUUGCGCACGAUCGUUUGCCGAUCAAAUUAUUCCCAACCGAAGCUGCAUCAAUCGAAUGAUCAACUGGCUCUGUCUUGGUUCGGCGCUUGCCGCCAGUUUUAUGGUAACUUGGGAAAGUUUGGCCUCCAGCAAGGAGGAAUCCCGCAUAUGGGACAACUUUAACGGAAUCGAAAAUAUGUUGCUUGUGGGUGACGGUUCCGCGGAGGAAACCAUUUUUCGUCGCUUCAGCCGCAUGUACAGUGUAAUGUUUUAUGCGUGGUUGGUACAGAUUGUGCUCGUCGUGUGGCUGAUGAUAAUGGACAGUGGAAUGGACAUUGAAAACUUGCGCUACUUUAUACUAAUUUUCGAAAUCCUUAGCACAGUCGAUAGUGUGAAAAUGCUGCAGAUUGUACUGUACGUGCGCAUUUUGACCGCGUAUGUGCAUUUGCUGGCCAAUAAAAUUAAACACGUGACAGCGUGUGUUAAUCAGGAAGCAAGUACGGAAUACAUUCACGAGCAGUUGCGCCUGGUGAGCAAGUGCUAUUUUGCCUGCAUGAAAGUGUUCUGCAUGAUGCAGGAUCAGUUCGGUUGUAGUCUUUCUUUUAUGUGUUUCAAGUACAGCAUAGCCUUGUGGAACGAAAUCUAUUGGACCGUUUAUCGCUCCGUCCUGGACCGUUCUUUCCGAUGGUACUGUCUCAAUAUUGUUCCUUACCAUUUCGUCUUCAUAUACUUUACCUGGGCUUGUGAGCAGUUCUAUGCGGAGAUCCACAGUUUAUCGCGUCUGAUUUACACGAUAAAUAUAGACAAAGUAGAAACGUCCGUGCGCCUGAGGAUUCAACAGCUACAACUACUGCUAGACUACAAGGUCCUUUUCUUUCACACAUUUGGCAUAUGUCUCGUGUCGUACAAACUCAUCGUACAGUACUUCAUAUCCGGAAUAACGAAGGUUUCUUUCAUUGCACAAAUUCUAAUCGAUUUCUCCUACGACUGA
Anopheles bellator is the source of this 1119-nucleotide messenger RNA. RefSeq lists its product as uncharacterized. Lineage: Eukaryota; Metazoa; Arthropoda; Insecta; Diptera; Culicidae. The record is from RefSeq and is a predicted model, not a curated record. The transcript has 3 exons. The coding region runs from base 1 to 1119 and encodes 372 amino acids.